Messenger RNA from Anthonomus grandis grandis, 2078 nucleotides. It is a transcript of the gene Dus3, whose product is annotated as tRNA-dihydrouridine(47) synthase [NAD(P)(+)]-like. Gene Ontology annotation, biological process: tRNA processing. Bases 129 to 1973 code for a protein of 614 amino acids. The record is from RefSeq and is a predicted model, not a curated record. NCBI's taxonomy places the organism in Eukaryota, Metazoa, Arthropoda, Insecta, Coleoptera, Curculionidae. Gene Ontology annotation, molecular function: tRNA dihydrouridine synthase activity; metal ion binding; RNA binding. The transcript has 8 exons.
ACAAGCUUGUUUUGAUUUGAUUUGCAUGCGGCAUCCGAAAAGAAGUAAAGAACCAGCAUUCGUAUAUAAAUAAAUAAGAAACACCAAAUUUAUCAAUUUAGACAUAGUGUAAAUCCUAGACACUAAUAAUGUCAGAGGAUCAUGGCAUUUGCCACAUAAAACCGCAGUACGUUCUGCCGGAACACGAACGCGUAUUGAACCUGGCGCACGUAUCUGAAAAGGACAAACAGGUUUUAGAAGCAACUAAGGUAAAGCAAGAGGAAAAGGAAAUAGUUGAGGAUGUAGGCGGGGAAGGUGAAGGAGCCGAAGAAGGUAAUGGGGAACCCAAGCCGAAAAAAAGAAAAAUUUUCGAUAAAAAGUUGAAAGGGCAAAACAAAAAGCGAGGCAAGUCCUUUUUCCAAAACAGGGAAGAUGAACUUUGUGAAUCGUUGAUACAUUUGCAAGAUGGCGAGGAGGUGCCUGAAUGUACAAGGAAAAACUGUGUCUGUCAACACUCAAUUGAGGAGUACCUAGCAAAGAAACCAGAAGACAUAGGCCCAAAAUGCUACACUUUUGAAAUCUCUGGCAGAUGUUCGAGAGGGCUGGCUUGCAGAUUUGGAAAAUCUCACAUCUCCGCCAAUGGGCGGAAUAUUAUCGACCAAAAUAAAUAUGAAGAAUACAAAAAAACACCUACUAUAAGAAAUAUGCUAGGACGAGAUGUUAUAACUACAAUAAGAAAGAGGCAGUAUGAUUUUAACUUGGCAGAAAAACUUAUUGACACAUAUGAUAAUGAAAAGACACGCACAAACAAUUCAAUGACCCCCGAAGAGUUAUUUGCCUUCCUUAAAAGGCCCGCCAGGAAGACCUUUGGCACAGUGACAGAUGAGGAUAUAAUAAAGCUAAAGAGUCAGGAAAAGAAAAAAAUUAACUGGAAUAAUAAGCUUUAUCUGAGUCCACUUACUACUGUAGGUAAUUUACCUUUUAGGAGGAUCUGUAAAGAGUUUGGUGCUGAUAUCACUUGUGGGGAAAUGGCAAUGUGUUCUAGCUUACUACAGACAAUCCCUCAGGAAUGGGCUCUAAUGAAGAGACACCACACAGAAGAUAUUUUCGGUGUUCAACUAUGUGCAAACAACCCUUACUUGCUAACCAAAUGUGGCCUCAUCUUAGAAAGGGAAUGUGACGUUGAUUUUAUCGAUUUAAAUAUGGGUUGCCCCAUUGAGUGGGUGUUUAAAAAAGGAGCCGGCAGUGGGAUGUUACUUAGACCGAAAAUCCUCGAGGCCUGCGUAAGGAACCUUAGUGACCUGAUUUCGGUGCCAAUGACCGUAAAACUGCGUACGGGGGCGUAUAAAGAUGACAAUGUCGCACAUGAACUGGCACCAAAAUUAAGAGAUUGGGGAGCCUCAAUGAUAACAAUUCACGGAAGGUCAAGGGAACAGAGAUACACGAAAUCGGCCGAUUGGGCUUACAUAAGGCAGGUAGCGCAAGCCGCUGAUCCGUGUCCUGUUUUUGGAUGUGGAGAUGUCUUGAGCUAUGAAGAUUAUAAAAGAUGCUGGGAACAAGCUCCCGAAAUCUCGGGUAUAAUGAUCGGCCGCGGAGCCCUAAUAAAACCCUGGAUCUUUACCGAAAUCAAAGAAAAACGGCUCUGGGACAUCACCAGCUCGCAACGUCUCGAGCUAAUCGGCAAAUACGUUAACUACUCUUUAGAACACUGGGGUUCGGAUAAUCGAGGUGUGGAAAACUGUAGAAGAUUCCUUUUGGAGUGGUUGUCGUUUUUGCAUCGUUACGUCCCCGUGGGCCUCCUGGAAAAUCCUCCCCAAAAAAUCAACGAAAGGGCCCCUUUGUUUAAAGGACGAGAUGAGAUGGAGACACUUUUGGCGUCUCAAAGCGCCUCAGACUGGAUUAAAAUUACUGAAAUGUUUUUAGGUAAAGUACCUGAAGGUUUUAGGUUUAUACCUAAACAUAAAGCCAACUCGUAUGAACAAAUGCAAGGUUAAGUUAGAUGAGUUUAUUGUAUUGUUUGUGAACAUGUUUUGACAUGUAAUAUAAUGUAAUGUAAGAGAUUUAUACUAUCUGAUGGUAAUAAAUUGUUUUAAAGAGUC